Molecule: messenger RNA, 312 nt
Organism: Sphaerulina musiva SO2202
Lineage: Eukaryota; Fungi; Ascomycota; Dothideomycetes; Mycosphaerellales; Mycosphaerellaceae
Exons: 1
Coding region: 1-312 (103 amino acids)
Source: RefSeq, a predicted model, not a curated record
AUGGAACUCCGCCAUACGGUGCUGUCAGACGGGACGAUGUCGAGCACAGAAUGGCUCAUGCGGAACCCGGAUCUCGCUACCCAAUGGGCUGUGAAGAUGGCAGAAACGUACCUCAAGAUCAAGGGAGACAGAACGCAGAUGGUGUUCCUGGGGGACACAGAUUGUGGCGCGAGGCCACACGAACCCAGCACCCACCCGCCCGGAGCCCCAGACACCCAUUCGCACGAAACCACAGACGCCGCAACGUUUCACACCGCGAACGCCGGGAAUCAAGUCGGAGACCAACGCGCUACAUCAAUGGCAUUCCCAUAG